Molecule: messenger RNA, 1049 nt
Organism: Callorhinchus milii (elephant shark)
Lineage: Eukaryota; Metazoa; Chordata; Chondrichthyes; Chimaeriformes; Callorhinchidae
Product: 60S ribosomal protein L5-like
Biological process (GO): ribosomal large subunit assembly; translation
Cellular component (GO): cytosolic large ribosomal subunit; ribosome
Molecular function (GO): structural constituent of ribosome; 5S rRNA binding
Source: RefSeq, marked provisional
CCUUUCCGCCGCUGGAGGCCCGCAACUGAAAUCGUUACCUGAGGAUCCCGGGGAUCAGACUCCCGAAAUCACCCGAAAUGGGGUUUGUGAAAGUUGUCAAAAACAAGGCUUACUUCAGAAGAUACCAGGUCAAAUACAGGAGGAGGAGAGAGGGUAAGACCGACUACUUUGCACGAAAACGCCUUGUGGUUCAAGACAAGAACAAGUACAACACCCCCAAAUACCGCAUGAUAGUGCGUAUCACCAACAGGGACAUCAUUUGCCAGGUAGCGUACGCCAAGAUCGAGGGAGACAUCAUUGUGUGCGCAGCAUACUCUCAUGAGCUUCCCCGAUAUGGCGUGAAAGUCGGGCUGACAAACUACGCAGCAGCUUACUGCACAGGACUCCUGCUCGCUCGCAGGCUACUGACCAAGUUCAACCUGGACAAGAUUUACGAGGGGGAGGUGGAGGCAACUGGGAAAGAAUUCAACAUCGAGAGCAUCGAUGGGAAACCCUCGGCCUUCACCUGUUACCUGGACGCUGGGCUGACCCGCACCACCUCGGGGAACAAGGUCUUCGGGGCGAUGAAGGGGGCCGUGGACGGGGGUCUUUCCAUCCCACACAGCACCAAGCGAUUCCCUGGCUAUGACUCCGAGAGCAAAGAAUUCAAUGCUGAGAUCCACCGGCGUCACAUCUACGGGGUGAACGUGGCUGACUACAUGCGGCAACUCAUGGAGGAAGACGAGGACGCCUACAAAAAGCAGUUCUCGCAGUACGUCAAAAACAGCGUUCUUCCCGACAUGAUGGAGGGGAUUUAUAAGAAGGCGCACGAGAGUAUCCGCUCCAACCCCGUGCACGAGAAGAAACCAGAGAAGAAGAUCACCAAACCCAAGCGCUGGAAUCGGGCCAAGUUCUCGUUGGCUCAGCGCAAGGACCGAGUUGCCCAGCGAAAGGCCAGUUAUCUGAGGGCUCAGGCAGCCGUUGACAAGUAAAUGUGACCAAACCUGCUGGUUGCCCACCUACUACACGGAACAGAUCUGUGACCAAAAAUACAAUAAAAGAGCAACAGC